Messenger RNA from Strongylus vulgaris, 444 nucleotides. Lineage: Eukaryota; Metazoa; Nematoda; Chromadorea; Rhabditida; Strongylidae. The record is from the annotation of a GenBank genome assembly.
UUGUUCAGGUGGUACUUCGCGUUAUUCAGCAUUAGUGGUUUAUUCUCUGUAACAUUUAGUGUUAUACUGGCUUAUGUUGCUGAUAUAACAGAGAAGCAGGAUCGUUCUGCGGCAUAUGGGCUCGUUUCGGCAACAUUUGCAGCUUCACUAGUUACAUCCCCAGCACUUGGCGCAUGGAUAUCUGAUGACUAUGGUGAUGGAGCUGUUGUUUUACUAGCAACGAUUAUUGCUAUUGUUGACGUCUUGUUUAUUGUAUUCCGAGUACCGGAGUCGUUGCCCGUUAAACGUUCAGCAAGUGAUGUGAUAAGUUGGGAAAGUGCAGAUCCUUUUGGUACAUUGCGACUGGUCUGGGAAGAUAGAUUGGUUCUGCAAUUGGCUCUGAUUGUUUUUCUCUCAUAUCUACCGGAAUCGGGCCAAUUUUCUUGCUUCUUCGUUUAUCUGAAA